Messenger RNA from Alosa alosa (allis shad), 1310 nucleotides. It is a transcript of the gene polr3h, whose product is annotated as polymerase (RNA) III (DNA directed) polypeptide H. The transcript has 7 exons. Bases 174 to 797 code for a protein of 207 amino acids. Gene Ontology annotation, biological process: transcription initiation at RNA polymerase III promoter; DNA-templated transcription. Gene Ontology annotation, cellular component: RNA polymerase III complex. The record is from RefSeq and is a predicted model, not a curated record. Gene Ontology annotation, molecular function: DNA-directed RNA polymerase activity; DNA binding. Lineage: Eukaryota; Metazoa; Chordata; Actinopteri; Clupeiformes; Clupeidae.
GGCACGUGUGGCAAUUUACCGUCAAUGGAUACAUAAAUUGAGCCACACGUUUGGCGUGACGGCACUUAAAAAUGUUACACAAUUAAGGGUAAUGGAACGUAAAAAUGGAUGAUAAGCGCCUUCCUUGUACUGAGUGACUCGUGUAUAACUGCUGAACAGUUUCGACAAGCAGGAUGUUUGUAUUGGUUGAGAUGGUCGAUACUGUGAGGAUUCCUCCAUGGAACUUUCAGAGGCAGCUCAAUGAAGCUGUUACAGAGGAACUCAAUAAAAAAUUGGCGAACAAGGUGGUUUACAAUGUUGGACUGUGCAUCUGUCUUUAUGACAUAAUAAAGUUGGAGGACUCCUACAUAUUCCCUGGUGACGGUGCCUCUCACACAAAAGUCCAUUUCAGGUAUGUGGUGUUCCACCCAUUCUUGGAUGAGAUACUUGUGGGCAAAAUUAAAUACUGCAGCCAGGAGGGGGUACACGUCAGUCUUGGAUUUUUUGAUGACAUAGUCAUUCCUCCAGAGUCUUUACAACAGCCUGCUAAAUUUGAUGAGGCAGAGCAGGUAUGGCUGUGGGAGUAUGAGACAGACGAGGGAGCCCACGACCUCUACAUGGACCAGGGCGAGGAGAUCCGCUUCCGGGUUUCAGAUGAGCUCUUCCUGGACACCUCGCCCACGGGGCCGAGUAAGGCCUCAGAGACGCCAGCAGCACCAGGGGUACCAGAGACUGAGCAGAAGAAAGAGGCUCCAUACACACUCAUAGGCUCUAUAAGUGAACCAGGCUUGGGUCUUCUGUCGUGGUGGAACAACUAGUUAAUGGAGGGUUGAUGCCACACAAAAGGACAAGUUGCCAUCCCUAGCCACUGAAUGAACCUUCUGCCCUCUUCAGCUAUAAGUAUGAAUCACCCAAAAUCUGCUACUGUUGUAAUUCUGGUCGUUACACAGUUGAAGGAUUGGCUCUAGAUGGUCGUAGUAUAUGGUCGUAUUAUGUUUUGUAAUGAAAGCAAAGCACUGUUUCUUUAGGCUGCACACAGUUACUCUUAAUCCAUUAUCAGACUCCAUCAAUUCCUCUUUGGAAACAUACUUAUUGCAGAAACUUACUAGAGUUUUGUUUGAAAAAUCUAUUUAUUUAUAUCUGAAAAUUUGAAAAGGGCCAAUGAGAACCAAGUGUUUCAGAUUCAUUCCUGUCUGAAUAAUUGUAAUCUCGAGAAUGUUAACAGUAUGUCUCUCCAGCACAUGGCAGUGAUGAAUUUGACAUGUUGUGUGGAUGAACUUUGUAUUUGCAUAAUGUGUCAAGAAUUUAAUAAAUAUUGGAAUGCUGCUUUC